AUGAGGAUUUUUGGAAGGUAUUACGUCUAUCCGAGACAGCUGGUGCUCGCAGCUUCAGGGUACGUCUUUCCGUCCGACGCUCCACCCCGAAUAUUCAUCGGAAAAAUUAGGGAUCUCGUUGGCGUUCCGACUUUCCAUAGUCAAUCUAGCUCCUUAUCUGCGAAAUUGGGGGUUUAUGCUCGGUUGGAUUGUCAUCGAGCGUCAUCGGCCGUGUCGAUUAGAAUCUCUGUCGUCUCCCCUCUGGGGCUGACUCCUUUCCUGUAAUUCCCGAUUCACAAUCGGAAAAGGUAACGAUGACAACGACAAAUGGAUGGUACAGGCUGCUGUUCUUGGGCGCCACGACGUACGACGUCCACAGGUCCAUCAAGAACAACGAGCGACCCCCCUCCGAGGAGCAAAUGCGCUAUCUCGACGACGUCCUGAGAUCUUCCGGCCGUCCUCCGCCGCCGAUGCCGGCGCCUCCGUCGGAUUCGAGGUAG
Spirodela intermedia is the source of this 479-nucleotide messenger RNA. The record is from the annotation of a GenBank genome assembly. Lineage: Eukaryota; Viridiplantae; Streptophyta; Magnoliopsida; Alismatales; Araceae.